CUGAUUCCCCUGCUCAUUCGGUGCCGAGCUUCCGCGCGCGAACGCGUCCAAAUUUUCUUUACCAUCAUGGACGACCGUACCAUCGAUUUGAUUUUCGCCGGUUCGCUCGAAAAUCUCCCUCCAGUGAGCUCGAAAAUCGUGCGAAUUUUCACAAGUUCCACAUUCACAGAUACAACGAUGGAAAGAAACACUCUAAUGGCUAAGUGUUACCCCAGAAUUAAGGAUUAUUGCCGCGAAAAACACGGCCUUGAAUUUCAGGUGGUGGACAUGCGUUGGGGCGUCCGCGACGAAGCCACCGACGACCACAUGACCACCGAACUGUGCAUGAAAGAAAUCCAAAACUGCCAACGCCUCUCAAUGGGCCCCAACUUCGUCGUUUUCCUCGGCCAAAAAUACGGCUACCGCCCCAUCCCCACCUACAUCCUCUCCUCCGAGCUGCAGCUGAUCCGCGACGAGCUCGCCGCCACCGGCCACGACCCCGUCCUGAUCGACACCUGGUACCGCAAGGACAGCAACGCCGUCCCGCCCAUCUCCGUCCUCCAGCCCAUCUCCUCGAUCCUCACCAACUUCAACAACAAGCGCAUCCCCAAACUCCAGGCCGAAGACCAGGCCAAGUGGUGGGACACCCUGAGCAAGUUCCAGAAGCUGUUCCGCAAGGCCGCCGCCUCCUUGCACCAGCAGGGGCGCAUGGACAACGACGCCAUGCACAACUACUUCAUGUCGGUGACGGAGCGCGAGGUGAUCAACGGCAUCCUCAGCGUGAAGAACACCAAGAACCACUGCCUGGCCUACAUCCGCUACAUCAACAACAUCAACCUGCAGAACCUGAAGAAGGCGUCGCUCUUCGUCGACAUCAUCAACCGGAGCCUGGACUCGGAGUCCACCAAGCUGCUGGCGAACCUGCGGGACGAGCGCCUGCCCGCCAAGAUCGAGAGCAGCAACCUGCAGAAGUACACGGUGGAGUGGAUCGGGCGCGAGGGCCUGGACAACGACACCCACGAGGAGUACCUGAAGCACUUCAUCACGCACUUCUACAAGAACAUCGUCAAGCUGGUGGACCGCGCCAUGCGCAAGGAGGACUCCAGCGCCCAGGGCCAGAUCGUCACCGAGAUCCUGCAGCACCUGCACGCCUGCACCAACUCGGUGCGCGUGUUCUACGGCCGGGAGGACUCCCUGGAGCGCAUCCACCGGUACAUGACCAGCGACUCGGACAAGCUGCUGGUGCUGUACGGGGAGGGCGGCUGCGGGAAGACGUCGCUGCUGGCGAAGAGCGCCGGCAUGUCCACGGGGCAGGAGUGGUUCAAGGACGCGAGGCCGAUCAGUGUGAUACGGUUCUUGGGGACGACGCCCGACUCGUCGGCGCUGACGCCCACGCUGAUUUCGAUCUGUCAGCAGAUUUCCUAUAAUUUUAUGCUGCCGUUUGAUGGGAUUCCCGAUGAUUUGGUGCCGCUGACGGCGCAUUUUAAGUAUUUGCUGACGUUGGCGAGUAAGGAACAGCCGCUGUUGCUGUUUCUUGAUUCGGUGGAUCAGUUGACGGGGACGCAGGAUGCGAAUAAAGUGUCCUGGUUGCCCACGAGGCUGCCGCCGUAUUGUAAAAUCAUCGUCUCGUGUGCGUCUGAAGAGAGCAAUCCGGAGGUCUCCCGCGAGUACCACGUUUUGCGGCGCAUGGUCGACGUCGAAGAGAACUUCAUCGAAGUCAAGGCAUUAGGCGAGGAGUUGGCAAUGAAAGUGGUCAAGAUGUGGAUGCGCACGGCUUGCCGUGACCUCACCAACUACCAAUGGCGUCUCGUCUCGAACGCCAUCGAGAAGUGUAGUUUACCCAUCUUCGUGAAGCUCGUCUUUGCCGAAAUUUGCCGAUGGCGCAGCUACACCAAGUCGCAAGACACUCAUCUCGCCUCGACCGUCAUGGACUCCAUCAUGAUGUUGUUCGAACGAAUUGAAAAACAACACGGACGGAUUUUAGUUUUCCACGCUCUGGCCUACAUAACAGCGGCUAAAAGUGGCUUAUCUGAGUCGGAACUGGAGGAUUUAAUUUCUUUGGAUGAUAAGGUACUUGAUGAUGUGUACCAGUACCAUUUGCCCCCAGUUCGGAGAAUCCCUCCCUUGUUGUGGACACGAAUUCGCAACGAUUUGCCCAAUUAUCUGUCCGAGCGUGAAGCUGAUGGGGUUAGUGUCAUGAAUUGGUACCAUCGGCAGUUUCGAGAUACGGCGAAAGAACGCUACUUUAAAAACAUGAACAUGGCCAUGUAUUUCCAUUCGAUGAUUGCUGAUUAUUUUCUGGGAAUUUGGGGUGGGGGGAAUCCCAAACCGUUCAAAUAUACCGAAAUACAAAGACACAGGUUCAAUCUAACCGACAAAGAAGGCGUAGCCGAUCGUAAAGUACCAGUCCAACCCUUGGUGUUUUACUCCAAAGACGGUAAAGUCUCACGGUACAAUUUACGAAAAUUUGGCGAACUGCCCUUUCAUUUGGUACGAUCGAGGCGAUUCAAGGACUUGUACGAGAACGUUCUCUUCAAUUACGAGUGGUUACAUGCGAAAUUAUCAAGUUGCCCCCUUCAGGCCGUUCUGGCCGAUUACGAAGACGCCAGUACUCACAUUGAAGAUAAGGAUUCACGCAGGGAAUUAAUGUUGGUAGCGGAUGCUUUACGUCUCGGUGGUGCCGUUUUGGGGCAGUACCCCAACAUGCUAGCCCCCCAGUUAAUUGGUCGCCUGUUACCAGAAGUUGGUCCAAACCCAAACAUUAAAAUGUUACUGAAUGAUUGCGAUGUUAAAGGACCAAUGCAUUGCUCGCUCUUGCCCGUUUACCACUGUCUACAUACACCCGGUGGUCCCUUAAAGUACUCACUUGAAGGUCACCAGUUUGCGGUGUUUGCCAUUUGUUUAACGUCUGAUUACCGGUACGUUGUCUCGAUUUCGAACCGUUUUAUCACUUGGGAUUUAUCAACGAGUGAUUUGACACGGGAUGUUAAUCCCAACAUUGAAGGGAUUAUGCAACAGUUGGUACUGAGUCCUGAUAACAAGUGGGCUGGGGCUUACACUAACAACAAUCAGACGGUACUACUCAAUAUGUUGUCAAGCGAGUUUGUUAUUGUUGAUAAUCCGCUCCCGGAAGGUGAAAACGUUUGUGGGAUUUUUUUACUUAAUCGGAGUCUCUACAUCUAUGGUGGUACCACUUGGGUACAAUUUGAUAUGAGAGGUACCAAAGAAGAAGAAUUUGCUUCAACAGUUGAUCGGAAGGAGUGGCAAAUCCUUUCAAUGGAGUUUGAUAAUCCCACAGAUUAUAGGAUAAUCUACUGGAAGGGUACUCUCGACGAUGACAGAAUGCAGCUCCACUUGACCACAGAAGGCACAAAAUUCGAACCCUUUGAGUACCACAGUUCCGUGGUCUUGACCAAAGACAAGUCAACCCUAUAUGCUUGUAGUACCACAGAUGGUACUUACGCAGUUUCAAAAUUUACCAAGUCUGACGACACCCACCGUUGGGAAUUCGUGGAAAACCUCCCCAGGAUGAAAAACGACGAUAGCGAAGUGAUGCUACAACUGAAGCUCGACAAGUACGACAUGGUACUGUUCGGUACCACCAGCAAUGGGUUCGUUAUCUGGGACUUUAACGACGAAGGCAACAUCAGUCGGGACGCUAUCGUCCUGAAACUACCAUAUGGUACCAGGAACAUCACCACCAAAAUCCUCCAAUCGAAUUCAAUCAUGUUGAGUGGUCAUCGCAACUACGCUAUAGCAGGCGUGCGCAAAAACUUGUACGUUUGGAGUAUGGAGAGCCACAAGCUUGUGAAGAUUUUGGACGCGCAUUUUGGGCGCAUUAUACAGUUGGAAGCGCUGACUAUAGGGAAUUGGAACAGUAUUGUGACUUCGUCAAUCGAUCGGACGGUUAAAGUUUGGAAUAUUAAUAAUAUUUUUGAGCAGGUGCAUGUGAUCGACAGGCAUGAGCUUCAAGUUGAUGCCAUAAGCCUAUCUGAUGACUUAAGCCUUGCCGUAACCGUAACCCGUAACUGCGUGGGCGUUUGGGACCUACGUAUCGGUAAACUAAUGGCGAAACUCGCCGAUAGCCCAUUGGGUGCCAUUGUGACCCAUGCCAUAAUCACCCCAGAUGGUAAAUACAUAAUUUCGGCCGAAUCCGGUAACUUCCUAAUAUGGUUACGGCUGACCCAACAAGUGAUUUUCAAAGACGAACAACCCGGAAUCCGCCAAUUGACCCUAAUGGACGAUGGUACCAAAGUACUAUCCAUCUCCAAGCCCAGCAACCCACCAGGCACAGAUCUGGUGCGUACCGUGGCCACUGUAUGCGUCCGGGAAGUACCAAGUGGUGAAAUGGUGUACAGUUUCGAGUACCCAGUCAGGUCGGUAACCGGAGUACCGUUCAAACCGGCGGUUAUAACUUGCGAUAACCAACACUUGGUCGCAGUGGCUGCUGAUAAAACAAACCGCGACUGCGUCAUUGUGUACAAUGCUACCAACGGUACUCUCGUCCAUAAAAUCUCCCUAAAAAUCUGCGGCGUCAAAGAUGUGGGUACUUUGGUGGCAAUGCCGCACAAAGGCCACUUGAUCGCCGUCAUGACGAUCGACAAAGGUGCCAUCAUUGACAUACGGUCGAAAAAACACCUCCGGAGCGUCCCCAAGUGGGGGGGGAGUGUCACCAAGGACGGAAAGUACGGCCUUUAUGCCCCUUCCAGAGGCGGCCUUGAACUCCUCGAGCUCAAAAAAGGACAAACCGUGCGCACGUUUAUCCCAAAAGUCGCAGAAGGCGUCUUCACUAUCAUUUGCCUCUUCAAUAAAACAGACGAAUAUGUUUUGUACUAUCACAGUGGGCGUAAAACUUUGCGAGUUUUUCGGACUUUGGACGCCACCAUGGUGGCAAACUACCGAGUCCAGGCUGAGUUGACCGCUGUGGAAAGUACCCCAGAUGGGAAGGCCCUGGUUUUGGGUACUGUUGAUGGGUGUGUCUCGGUUUUGGCAAUUGUGGACACUGAUAAGCAGGAGAUUGACGAGUAUUUGGCCGAAAUGCCCUCAAGGGACGAAGAAUGGAAGAAGAAAGUGAAUAGAAUGAAGGCUGCGACGAGGUUUAAGGCCGUUGGGUCAAUUGCCAAGCUAUCGACUGUUUUUGGGGGCAAUGGUAAUGCGAUUAAUAAUAAUAUCGUGGAGGAAGGGGGGGAGGAGGAAGUGACAGUAGAGGAGUAACAAAAAAAAGGGGUUUCAGCUGCUUAUUUAUUUCUUUAAUUAGGAGUUUAAUUAGUUAUUACAGCAGACAAUCGUGAUACAAAUCCAGUGUGCUUGUUAUGUUUUGUUGCAAUGGUCAAUAAAUAUAUUUCUUGUUCUCA
Messenger RNA from Tribolium castaneum (red flour beetle), 5333 nucleotides. RefSeq lists its product as uncharacterized. NCBI's taxonomy places the organism in Eukaryota, Metazoa, Arthropoda, Insecta, Coleoptera, Tenebrionidae. The record is from RefSeq and is a predicted model, not a curated record. Gene Ontology annotation, molecular function: protein binding. The transcript is spliced from 13 exons. Bases 67 to 5193 code for a protein of 1708 amino acids.